GCCUUCCAGAAUGGAGCCGUUCCAGGAGAGCCGGUGAGGAGGGAUGAAAACUCCCGCAGAGGAAACUGGGGGAACCAGAUAGAGUUUGUCCUCACCAGCGUGGGUUAUGCAGUUGGCUUGGGAAAUGUUUGGAGGUUCCCCUACCUCUGCUACAGGAAUGGAGGAGGUGCUUUCAUGUUCCCUUACUUCAUUAUGCUGGUGUUCUGUGGCAUCCCCUUGUUCUUCCUGGAGCUCUCCUUCGGACAGUUCACCAGCUUGGGAUGUCUGGGAGUGUGGAAGGUCAGCCCCAUGUUCAAAGGCGUGGGCUAUGGCAUGAUGGUGGUUUCUACAUAUAUUGGAAUCUACUAUAACGUGGUGAUCUGCAUAGCCAUCUACUACUUCUUCAUGUCCAUGACCAACCUGCUGCCCUGGACCUACUGCAACAACCCGUGGAAUACGCCGGAAUGCAGCGGGGUGGUGAGCUCCUAUCGAGCCAACGCCACCCUGGCUAACGUCUCUGCCGUGGUGUCAGGAGUGACUGAGAUAGUCAACCGCACCAAGAGAACCAGCCCCAGUGAGGAAUACUGGAGAAACCAAGUACUGAACAUCUCCGACGGGAUUGGGAACUUCGGGGAGGUUCGUCUGCCCAUCCUGGGCUGUCUGGCUGUGUCCUGGGUGGUGGUUUUCCUCUGUCUUAUCAGGGGGGUCAAGUCCUCAGGCAAGGUGGUGUACUUCACAGCAACCUUCCCCUAUGUGGUGCUGACUAUUCUGUUCAUCAGGGGCAUCACCCUGGAUGGGGCCAUCAAUGGAAUCAAAUACUAUCUAACCCCCCAGUGGCAGAAAAUCCUUGAUGCCAAGGUGUGGGGAGACGCUGCGUCUCAGAUCUUCUAUUCUUUAGGCUGUGCCUGGGGAGGACUCAUCACUAUGGCAUCUUACAACAAGUUUCAUAACAACUGCUUCAGAGACAGCAUCAUCAUCAGUGUGACCAACUGCGCGACCAGCGUGUACGCUGGCUUUGUCAUCUUCUCCAUCCUGGGCUUCAUGGCCCAUCACCUGGGUGUGGACGUGUCCCAGGUGGCGGACCACGGUCCCGGCCUGGCCUUCGUGGCUUACCCAGAGGCCCUCACUUUACUGCCCAUCUCUCCCCUCUGGUCCCUGCUCUUCUUCUUCAUGCUUAUCCUGCUGGGAUUGGGAACUCAGUUCUGCCUGCUGGAGACUCUGGUCACUGCUAUAGUGGAUGAAAUUGGGACUGACUGGAUUAUCAGGAAUAAGACACUGGUUACGCUGGGAGUGGCUGUAGUAGGUUUUCUCCUGGGUGUGCCCCUGACCACACAGGCAGGGAUAUACUGGUUACUGCUGAUGGAUAAUUACGCUGCUAGUUUCUCUCUGGUCAUCAUCUCCUGCAUUAUGUGCAUUUGCAUCAUGUAUGUUUACGGCCACAGGAAUUACUUUAAAGAUGUGGAGAUGAUGCUGGGUUUCCCUCCUCCUAUCUUCUUCAGGCUCUGCUGGAGAUUUGUCUCCCCGGUCAUCAUCAGUUUCAUUCUGAUCUUUACAGUGAUCCAGUACAAGCCAAUAACCUACAACAACUACGUCUAUCCGAGCUGGUCUCUAGUCAUCGGCUUCUGUAUGGCUUUGUCCUCUGUUAUCUGCAUACCCCUCUACGCUCUCUUCAAGAUCUUCAUGUCUGAGGGCUCCACAUUUUUAGAGAAGUUGAAGAACUCAGUUAAGCCUGAUCCUAAUUGGGGACCGGCCCUACAGGAGCACCGCAAGGGUAGGUAUGCGUCCGUGGGACCUGACGCCGUGGAAGUUUGCCAGUUGAAGGAGGAACUGAAAGAAAAGGAAGACGAGAAAGAGAGGGAGAGGGAGAAAGAGAAGAAAGACGAGAUCAGUCUGACCAUCCAGGGCAGCAACGGCUCCACAGUGAAACCCCACUCCCAGCGCAUAGAGGUGCCCGGAAUAUGCCAGGGGCCUGGAGCUUUGGAGCGACAACAAAGGGCAGCUCGCGAAGAGAAAGCUGCUCACGCGAGGGCCGUGACACGACAUGGUUUCUGUACUGUAGCACAGUUUUUAACACUGCCCCUCAUGGCAAAAACGAAAUGA
Messenger RNA from Chanos chanos (milkfish), 2079 nucleotides. It is a transcript of the gene slc6a9, whose product is annotated as solute carrier family 6 member 9. The transcript has 13 exons. Gene Ontology annotation, molecular function: amino acid:sodium symporter activity. Gene Ontology annotation, cellular component: plasma membrane. The record is from RefSeq and is a predicted model, not a curated record. NCBI's taxonomy places the organism in Eukaryota, Metazoa, Chordata, Actinopteri, Gonorynchiformes, Chanidae. Gene Ontology annotation, biological process: sodium ion transmembrane transport; nitrogen compound transport; amino acid import across plasma membrane. Bases 175 to 2079 code for a protein of 634 amino acids.